GUUCCCCGACGGGCAGCGGGGCGCUCGGCCUUCGCGUCUGUGCUGAGCGCGGCGACGCUGCUGCCCGAAAUCCUCCUGGAUCUUGAGGCGUAUGGAACCUCAAGGUCUUUGUGAUAAUGGAAACCAAAAAAUUAAUUGGUAAACCGCUUCAACCAGCAAGACCUGUUCGUCAUCUGACUUCUCCUCCUGGAGUAGUGUUUCCCUUCAACUUUCAAAAUGAAUAUUCGUACAACACUCAGUGCUUACAAAGUGGAGUUGGCAGAUGUAAGACAAAUGGAAUGCAAGCUUUUCCUCAAGGUCUUAAUGAAAAACAGCAGCAUCAGUCUCCAGUUAAAAAAGAAAGAAUUAAAUACAGCAGAGAUUUCCUGUUGAAGCUUUCUAGUGUUUCCAUCUGCAGGAAAAAACCAGACUUUCUGCCUGAUCAUCCCAUUGUACUUCAAAAACCAGAAAACAACCAAAGUUUUAAGUAGCAUUUUAAGAACAGAUGAAUUUGAAGAUAAAGAAUUAUUUGUUUUAUAUUUUGGACACCUAAAAAUGAAGUGGAUUUAGUAACAGAUAACUGCAAUGGACUGACAAUUCAAUUUAUUUUUAAUUUUGAUGGUUGGCUAUUUGGUUUUUCCAAAAAUGAGAAAGAUAUUUUAAACUAUAAAGAAUUUUCUAAUCAGUUCAGCUUUGCAGGCAGUUACCUGCAUAAAUUGGCAAGUGACACUGGAAAGUAGAAAUCUGGUUAGUGAAGUGGGAAGACUGUAAUUUGCAUGCUACUUGCAGUUUUUUGUUUUUCAUCACUUGUAAUAAUGGAAUGGAAAUGCAAGCUGUAAAGAUUCUCAAAUAUAAAGUAUUUGCUACGAUGUAUGUAUGUGGUAUAUAAUUUUUUGUCGCUUUGAAAGUUGUCUUUGUUCUGUUUCCCACUCAUUUCAUACCAGGGCUUGAAAUAAUGUUAAUCUCUCCAGAGACUUAGAAUGAUUUAAAAUGUUCAAUACAUAAUUAUCAUUGGUGGUGGGAAGGAGAAUUUUUUAAUAGCCAUUUCUGAUCAAAUAUGUGAUUGAUCUGUAGUUUUUCACAGUAACAUUGUCUUAGAGUCAUGAUUACUAGCAGAGAUUUACAGUUUGGGAGCUGUAGCAGUGAAUGAAAGUGACAUUGAAAAAUAACUACUACUCAUGUCACUAUAAUCAGACCAUAUGAAGGGUAGAAGUUGAGCAACUGCAAAAAUAGAACUGAUACUUUAUUGCCAAAAAGGAAAAAAAAUUGAUAUUUGCAAACAGUUCAGGUGCAUUACAUUUCAAUUUGGUAAUUGCUAUGUCAAGGACAUGAAUGGAUGAAGAAUUUUUGGCUUUCAACUUUUAACUCUUAGGUUAUACAUUAAAUUUCCUGCAGUUUGUCACUCUGCAUGUUAUCAUUGUUAGAAAAAAAAAAAGUUUCU
Messenger RNA from Loxodonta africana (African savanna elephant), 1420 nucleotides. RefSeq names its product chromosome 14 C8orf88 homolog (gene C14H8orf88). The transcript is spliced from 6 exons. Gene Ontology annotation, molecular function: eukaryotic initiation factor 4E binding. Gene Ontology annotation, cellular component: cytoplasm. Lineage: Eukaryota; Metazoa; Chordata; Mammalia; Proboscidea; Elephantidae. Gene Ontology annotation, biological process: negative regulation of translational initiation. Bases 117 to 470 code for a protein of 117 amino acids. The record is from RefSeq and is a predicted model, not a curated record.